Penicillium antarcticum is the source of this 2490-nucleotide messenger RNA. RefSeq lists its product as uncharacterized. The record is from RefSeq and is a predicted model, not a curated record. Gene Ontology annotation, molecular function: transmembrane transporter activity. The coding region runs from base 1 to 2490 and encodes 829 amino acids. Gene Ontology annotation, biological process: transmembrane transport. The transcript has a single exon. NCBI's taxonomy places the organism in Eukaryota, Fungi, Ascomycota, Eurotiomycetes, Eurotiales, Aspergillaceae.
AUGUCGGCAGCCUCUUUUGUCAGCAGUUUCGAAGAUGAUGUGGAUCCAGACGAAACAAAUUCACCAGACGACUGGCAAGAUGCAUCACAGAUCAGUCCGCAGCAAGAAGAGCCACAACUUCAUGUCCGAUUUCGAUCCAAUGGACCAGGACAAGAAAUACGGCGUGUUCCGCCAGAUGCAAACCCACAAGAAGAAUGGGAUCAUUCUCAACGGCAGGGGGAAGCUCACAGGCCGACCGCUCCAUAUGCGCACGAAUCGCAAGAUAUCGCCGACAACCCACCGCAAGAUCGUGCUACUGAAUCCGGCCAGCCCCAGGGUGCCCCAGGUCUCGAAAUCAUAGAUCACGCAGCCAAAGCAGAGAAAGAGAAGCAAGAGAAAGAAGAUUCCGAGGGCCCUAAACCGAAAACCCUCAAACAGAGAUGGCGAUAUGCAACACAAACCCUCCGAAUGAAAGCUGGCAUGUUGGGAGAUCGAAUGGGUCGGCCAACUUCGGAGGGCGACGAUCUCUCAUCGGGGAAAUAUAGACCCGACUGGGCAACUGGAGGCGCCGCUGCCUUAUCAGAUUUCACAGACGACAAACACAAGUCGGAUGAAGAAAAGUUGAAACAACAAGCAGCCAGCAGCUCCGAGGCUCACCGUCUUGUGCGAGAUUUGACCCAGGAUCAUUCCCAAAAGCGUCGCAAAGGACGUGGAAGGCCAUAUCCGUAUGCUGGUAGCCACUUUCAAGAGGAAGAAAACCCAACAGGGGCGGAUGCGAGUUUGCGAUAUAGGUCCGGGGGUGGUGGCAUCCUGUCGCAGUUGCUAAAGUUGAAUGGUGGACAGCAACCUGGCCAACAGCGAGAUGCCGGACAGGUGUCUCGGACAUCAACCGAUUUUUCGACUGGAACAUCAACGAGUACAGCAUCCGGGACCCCACAAAAAGGUAAACCACCAAAGUGGUACAAAAGACCCGCAAACACCUCGACGUCGACGUUGAUCGGUGGUGGCGAAGGAGCUUACAGUGGCGCAAGUACUCCUGUUUCCAGUGAAGUCCUAUCAGCAGCCUCCAAGCGACGUGGCCAGGAAGGAGGCGGCGACAAGCCGGGCCCGAACAUGCGACUCGAAGAUGAGAUCCGAGUUACAGUCCACAUCGCUGAGAUCAUCUGUCGCCAGCGAUACAUCAUGCAGCUCUGCCGAUGUUUGAUGACUUUCGGGGCGCCCACUCAUCGACUGGAAGAAUAUAUGCAAAUGACUGCCAAGGUGCUUGAAGUCGACAGCCAGUUUCUGUAUCUCCCAGGUUGCAUGAUCAUGUCAUUCGAUGAUCCAUCUACCCGCACGACAGAAGUGAAACUAGUCCGUGUAAACCAGGGCAUUGAUCUCGCUCGUCUAUCAGACUCUCACCUCAUCUACAAGAAUGUGAUUCAUGAUGUGGUCGGUAUUGAGGAAGCAGUCCAAGAACUGGACGGUAUCAUGCAGAAAGAUCCUCGUUAUCCGAAAUGGAUAAUCGUGCUGGUUUAUGGCGUAGCCACGGCAACUGUCGGACCUUUUGCCUUUAACGCCAGGCCAAUUGACAUGCCAAUAAUUUUCCUCAAUGGUCUUCUCGUCGGACUGAUGCAACAUGUCGCUGCACCUCGGUCUGUACUAUAUGCCAACGUUUUUGAAGUCACAUCCACUGUCGUGACAUCCUUCCUGGCUCGAGCCUUCGGCAGCAUCCCACGUGCUAUCAUAGAUGGCAAGCGAGAAUAUCUCUUCUGUUUUUCCGCCAUUGCACAAGCUUCCAUCGCAUUGAUCCUACCUGGGUUCCUAGUACUCUGUGCUAGUCUCGAACUUCAAUCCCAUCAAAUCAUCGCCGGGUCAAUCCGGAUGGUGUACGCGCUGCUAUUUUCCUUGUUUAUUGGCUAUGGAAUCACCGUUGGUACAACUGUCUACGGCCUAAUAGACAACGGCGCCGUGUCAGAUACAUCAUGUCCUAAAGAUGGGGCUUUCAAGAACCCCUAUGUUCAACGGUUUCCUUUUGUGACCAUUAUGACCGUCUGGCUUUUAAUCAUCAACCAAGGCAAAUGGAAGCAGCUCCCACCAAUGACAAUCAUCGCUUUAUCAGGGUAUAUCAGCAAUUACUUCUGUACGAAGAAGCUCGGAUCCAAUUCGCAAGUUGCGAAUACAGUUGGCGCAUUCACCAUCGGAAUCAUGGGAAAUUUAUACAGUCGCUUCUGGCAUGGCCACGCUGCUACUGCUAUUCUUCCCGGUAUCUUCAUUCUCGUCCCGUCUGGGCUCGCCGCGACGGGAUCCCUCAUUACAGGCGUUCAAUCAGCCGAUGAAAUUCGCAAAAAUAUCUCCCAGCAUGGUGCCGCUAGCUCCGCUCCUGGUGCAGGCCUUUCAUCCAGUAGCUCUGUUUUCAGCUUGGGCUUUGGAAUGAUUCAGGUUGCGAUUGGUAUUACCAUUGGCUUGUUUAUAUCUGCAUUGAUCGUUUAUCCAUAUGGCAAGCCUCGUAGUGGGCUGUUCAGUUUCUAG